Messenger RNA from Penicillium bovifimosum, 1035 nucleotides. RefSeq lists its product as uncharacterized. The transcript has a single exon. Lineage: Eukaryota; Fungi; Ascomycota; Eurotiomycetes; Eurotiales; Aspergillaceae. The record is from RefSeq and is a predicted model, not a curated record. The coding region runs from base 1 to 1035 and encodes 344 amino acids.
AUGUCUCGAAAGAAUAUAUUUUUGGUAGGCGCACCGCUAUCGUCAAGCCUGAGUUGGCACGCAGACGAACUUCUGAAUACACCUAUACCUCCCUUUCAUGAAAGCACGAAUAGCCCAGGACAAGAGCUGUCGCUGGAUCAGCCACCUGUGAGAUGGCGACUUCUACGGUCAACCUCAGACAAGCUAGAUGAAAAUUAUGCUGUCUAUCAAGGUCACAAGGAUACAGAAUUUUUCAUCUCGUACCAGCUAGCCGCGACAACAAAUGCGCUGCCUGAAAACCCGGCAGAUUCGAUGCUGUCAAAAUUCUUCAACCACUCUUUUGCCGUUCACGAAACCUCCGAGGUAAGUAGUCCGGGGGUUUACGUAGCGGAUUCAACCCAAGAGAGUAGUUUGGGCGAGGAUAGCGCGAAGACCAGCUCUAGGGGGUUGGAAAAAGCAGACAUUCCAACAACACCUCGCAUGCUCCAUUUUGCUGGACCUCUUACCGACUUGCACAACCUCCCCACAGCAAAAUACAUUCAGUCCAUUGCACCGCAGACGAUGACGGUGAAUUUGAUAGUGGGAGUGCUCGCCGUCCACCUCCCACGGCGGAUUGUAACACGACAAUGGAAAACCGAAUUGGACAUUAUUGAGCUCGUUGUUGGAGACGAGACCAAAGCUGGGUUUGGCGUCAAUUUUUGGCUCAAGCCGGAGAAGCCGUCCGCUGCCAAGAACAGUGAAGCGGAUCACCUUGGUCGAUCCCUCGCGGGCCUCCGACCCCGCGACAUCGUCUUACUCCGUAAUGUCGGACUCAGUACAUUCCAAGAUCGAGUUUACGGACAAAGUCUUCGAGGGAUGACCACGGUUGAGCUUUUCUAUCGACAAGCGGUGGAUGUGACGGAUGCAGUUGGACUUUAUCAGAACAGAAUGUUAGAUAGCUCACAAGACAAUCAGCCAAUCCUUAAGACUCGCCGAGUACGAAACUGGAUGUUCCGAUUUGUGACGGAUUCGGUUGGAAUGUCUCACCCACGUGGAUUGCCCCCGGACACGCAAUAG